Closterium sp. Naga37s-1 is the source of this 2106-nucleotide messenger RNA. Lineage: Eukaryota; Viridiplantae; Streptophyta; Zygnematophyceae; Desmidiales; Closteriaceae. The record is from the annotation of a GenBank genome assembly.
AUGGACGAGAGUCCCGGCAGUCGCCUGCAGCGAGAGAGCGCCGCCGCGUGGACUUCCUCUACCGACGGCCCCAGCUUCCUGCGCCAGAUUGUGCCCGCUGACUCGUCCAGCGACGCUGCUGACUCAGCCAACGGUGCUGCUGACACCUCGUCAGCGACUUCCGCAUCCGUAUCUCCAUCGCCUGAAACCAAGCAGUCCUCUGCUACUGCUGACUCCAGUGACACGGCCACAUCGCCUGGCAAGGGCACUAAAAGUGAGAACAAGCAGUCAGACCCAAAGCCGUUACAGCAGCAGCCGCCGCAGCAGCCGGAGGAGCAGCCGCAGCAGCAGCAGGCGGCGUCAUUCGGGCAGGUGCUACCCACUCAGGGUGACCUGGCGUCGCUACCCGACUGCACGCGGCAGCUCGCGGCGUUCCCCAAGCUGAACCGCUCCGACGAGGCUGUGAGGCGCUUUGCCUGCAUCGCCGACACCUACCUUCACCCCUGGAUGGGCUCGAGUUUGGUGAAGAAGGGCGGUGUAGGAGGGGCGGCGGAGGAGGAGGGGCCACGUGGCAUCAUCUCACAGGCCAUGCUGCAAUACAUGGCGUCUGAACCCGGGUUCAUGUCAUGUUCGGGUCACAUCCGCAUCAUUGACGGGCAGGUGUAUUUCCGCUACGGGGGCUUCCACUACCAGUGGGACCGUCUGCACCGCUUCGUGCAGUCCGUGAAGCUCAUCCAGGCCGCUAUCCGCCACUACUCCCUGCUCGCCCUGCGUGCCGAGUUCUUCCUCUCCACCUGCGACCUCCCCAAGAGCUUUGAUAGCUCGCUGAGUGGGAUCUUUGGCGGGCGGCCCAUCUUCAGCACGGAGUGGCUGCCGGGCACGCUGGAUAUCAUCGUGCCUGACCCGCUGGAUUUAUCGGAGAGCUACCAGGCUGGCAAGGACGCCAAGACCCCCUGGGAGCAGAAGGCGAGCAGGGCGGUGUUCAGGGGCGGCUUCACCAACUUCAAGCUGGGCCCCGACCACCGCUGGCGAGUCAGCCCACGCUAUCGCCUCCACCGGUCAGAUUCCCUCCACGCUCGCCCACGCCCUCCCACGCCCGCACAUGCCCGCCCAUACCCUCCCAUGCCUUGCCCUACCCCUUUUCCCGCCCAUACCUUCCACCUCUCGUCCGGCUUUGCUUGCUUUCUUGUGUUUCCUCUUGCCCUCAAUCGUCGGACAUUCAGCCACGCUGUGCUCUUCCCUCCCGCACUUGCUCUCUCCCUCGCUUCCCCCACUCUCACGGUUCCAUCCCAUGGGUGCCUUUUCCACAUCGCAUUGAAUUCUUUUGUUCAACUUUGGAUGAAUGAGUGGGUGGUGUGGUGGGCGGGGGCGGACUGCACGCGUGGCAGAAUGACGGAUGCGCGCCCAGACCUGCUGGAUGCUCGAGUCAUGCGCCUGCUCGUGGAUGACAAGACCAGAAACAUGGCGAUGGGAGACGGGUUGAGUGAGGCGGCCAAGAUGGAGAAGGCAGAGUCGCAGCGCUUCAAGUACGAGAUCGUUGUGGACGGCGGCGCUGGCUCCUGCCGCACCUGCGGUGUGCUGGGGAGUGACCAGGCCAUGAUUCGGCAGGACACGCCCUUUGCACAGUUCUACCAGCCGCUGCUGCAGCCGUGGCGGCACUUCAUCCCCACGGACCACUUUUUUGGGGACCUCUUUGACCGCGUCGAGUGGGCGAGACAGCACGACACCCAAGUGCGACGCAUGAUUGUCAACUCGCACCGCGUUGCCAAGUGGGGGUGCUCCCUGGAGGGCCGAAAGCUCUACUGGGCGGUCCUCCUCGUCAAGUACGCCGCCCAGGCCCUCGAAGACCCCUCCGCAGUCACCCGCCCGGACGUCGUCUCCACAUGCCCUGCGCCGCCCGCUAAGGACCGCAUGCGGCCGGCGCAGGAGGAGAGUGAGAUUGUGAGGCCGGAGGCGGGGUGGCCGCCGGUGUGUGCGGAUAAGGACGUGGCGCGGGUGAAGCAGCCGCCCUGCACUUUCUUCUGUGUGAAAGGACCCAUGCCACGCAACAGGCAGGUCUGGCUCAAUGCGGACCUCUUUGACUCGGUUGACUUUGUGGGCCCGCAUGUCGCUGACAUGGAUGAGUAG